CGUUUCUUUGGUAUGAGACUCUUGAUGCCAAACUAAAGGAAUUAGGAUUUCUACAGAUCAGCGAAAAUCCUUGCAAUUACAAAUGCGAACGCGACGGAAAAUUGAUUGCCCUUUAUGUUGACGAUAACCCCAUUGCUGCAAAGAUACAAAGCGAAAUUGACGCCAUUAUUGAUCUCUUUGAUAAAGCCUGGGGUAUCAAAGGUCUAGGCAAACGGUCACGUUUUCUAGGGCUCAACAUGUUUUACGAUCGCGAGAAAAGGCAAAUUUCAGUUAAGCAGGAUGACUAUGUUGAUAGUGUUUUGAACUGGUUUAAUCUUACAAAAGCAAACACCCGUGAGAUACCCAUUGAUCCUAAGUUCAUACUUGAAACCAU
This is a messenger RNA of Talaromyces stipitatus ATCC 10500, 373 nucleotides long. RefSeq lists its product as uncharacterized. The annotation marks the transcript as partial. The record is from RefSeq and is a predicted model, not a curated record. The transcript has a single exon. Lineage: Eukaryota; Fungi; Ascomycota; Eurotiomycetes; Eurotiales; Trichocomaceae.